Messenger RNA from Melampsora larici-populina 98AG31, 1842 nucleotides. Its product is annotated as aminopeptidase. The transcript has 4 exons. The coding region runs from base 139 to 1539 and encodes 466 amino acids. The record is from RefSeq and is a predicted model, not a curated record. Lineage: Eukaryota; Fungi; Basidiomycota; Pucciniomycetes; Pucciniales; Melampsoraceae. Gene Ontology annotation, biological process: proteolysis. Gene Ontology annotation, molecular function: metalloexopeptidase activity.
CCUAAGCCACUACCUAUUCCCCUAGGUUAAAACACGUCCCAACCACGAUCAAUUCAAAUUCAGAUUGGAUGGUGAUCAGUAGACUCCAGACCAUCAAUAUUUGUAUCAUCCCAUCAUUUUACCAAAUCAUCAACCAUCAUGAACUUACAUUUCUCAAAACUUCAAUUCUUAACGAUCGUGGUCUUGAAAUUGACCAUCCAUCAAGUUCAAACUUCAAUCUUAGAUACAUCAAUUCAUCAACAAAUCAGUUUCGGAUCAGAAACACCAAACCAACAAUUCAUCAAAUUCAAGACUGAAAAACCAUUGACAAGAUUACCAAGUUUUCAACAAAUCAUAACAGAAAGUCAACAAAGAUCCAAUUCUAAUCAAUUCUCAUCACUUUCAAUUGAAGAUUACAAUUCAUUAUCAAACCAUUUGGAAAGUUUAAAUCAACCUAGAUUGUUAAGAUGGUCAGAUGGACAUCAAGAAUGGUUAACUGAAGGACAAAAGGCUUUGGUGAUUUGGUUUGAGAAAGGUAGAAGGUUUGUAGAUGUGACAGAUGAAGUCGAGAAUUCGAUUCGAGGAUUUGUGGGCAAAGAUGAUCAAGAAGAUGAGAUUCUUAAGAAUCAUCCAAUCGAAUUUCCUACUGAGAUUUCUUGGGGUAAAACUCAUUUGAAGGAUAUGUUGAAGGAUAUUCAGGUUGCCCGAAUGAAGUCUCGAUUGACUCAGUUUACUCAGUUUAGAACUAGGUAUUAUCGAUCUUCCACUGGUCAAAAAAGUCAAGCUUGGUUACUAAACUUAAUCAAUGAGAUGGUCGCUUUAUCUCCUUCAAACGUCACCGUUUCUGAAUUCAAACAUUCAUGGGGUCAAAAUUCAAUCAUUGCCCGUUUCGAAGCACAUCCCGAAUCGGAUGAGACCAGCUUGGAAAGCUGUCAAACUUUUGUCAUUGGAGCUCAUCAAGAUUCCACGAACCUUUUACCAUUUCUUGCAGCUCCAGGUGCAGAUGAUGAUGGAUCGGGUACCACUUCAAUCUUAGAAGCUUUUAGUGUUUUGUUAUCUCAUGCUUGGUCUCCUAAACCUAAUAAAGGAGCUGUUGAAUUCAUGUGGUUUUCGGCUGAAGAAGGUGGUUUGUUAGGAUCUCAAGAUAUCACUAAAGCUUAUUAUACUCAAGAACGUAAUCUUAGUGGAAUGGUUCAAUUUGAUAUGACUGCAUUCGUCAAACAAGGAACGGUUCCUAAUGUCGGAUUAGUAACUGAUUUUGUUGAUCCAGCUUUAACAGAUUAUCUUCGUUUGAUUAUUGAUGAAUACCUUGAGAUCGGUUGGGUUAAUACUAAAUGUGGUUAUGCUUGUUCUGAUCAUGCAAGUUUUACCAAGAUUGGAGUUCCAAGUGCAUUUGCUAUCGAAUCGACUUUUGAAGAUUCUAAUCAUCGUAUUCAUUCUACAAACGAUCGAUUUGAUUUCCCUGAGUUUAGCUUCGAACAUAUGGCCGAAUUCUCGAAACUUGUGAUUGGUCUAGUGGUAGAAUUAGCUGGAAAAGAUGUAGCUUCCCAUUCAAAGUGAUUGAAGAUUCUUCAUUUUCUUUUGUAGGAUUCAAUUAGUUUCAUCGAUCUUGUAAACUUUAUGGAACUUCAUCGUCUUUUUGGAUUUACAACUUUUCUUAUCUGUCUUUUCAUAUCAUCACUCAAUAGCUUUUGAGCAUCUAUUUUCUCUUUUCCUCUGUUGUCCUUUCUUUUUUCAUAAAGUGUUUGGAUGUUUGACUGUUUUACUUUAAGUAAAUCUUUCUGACUUUGUACAACAAUCUCUAGGUUCUCAAUGCUAAACCUCCAUCAAUUCACUUGUUUUUUUAACAUCAUUGAUAUGGUC